AACGGAUAUCCUGCAAGGUUCGUACUCAAGAGUAUGGAAGCCGUUAAGCCCAAACCUACACAACGUUCUGUUAAGAAGAAACCCGUAUACAUGAGGCUUCCAUUCAAAGGAACUGUUGAUACGACAUACUUGGCCGCUAAUGAGCUUCAACUCCAGCCCCCUAUCAAAUUCCGCUUGAAGGACAAAUUGUCACGUUCUACCACCAGUCUUUGUGUGUACUCAAUUGUAUGCUCGUGCCGAGCAUCAUACGUUGGUCUUACGACAAGGCAUUUGUCGGACAGAAUGCGAGAACACAAUCCCGUGCCUCUGAGAGAUAGUGGAAAGAAACCAGACUCAAGCGCAAUUGCAUCACAUUUGGUCGAAACCAGUCAUGUCAUAGACAAGGAGCAAGCCUUCACCAUCAUAUACCGGGUACUUCUAAACCGAUCACGACUGAUAGAAAUGUUCUCACCUCGGAAAUUGAUUCGGGUUUUUCUUAGUGGCUCCAUCAUGGCUCGAAUCAUUGAGGAGAAGUCCAGGCAACGCACAACAUCCACAGGAAGCUUAGACGGGAUGGUCAUCACACGAGAGAACGAACUUGUUGCCUUAUCUUCACCAGACGCCUAUGAAACCGUCAUGGCUGCUGUGGCGGCCUACGCUGCCGCCCAACAACAGCAGCAGCAACAACCCCAGGGUGAAACACAACCUACAGAAAUCAAUCCAACGUCUACCAGCGCGCCGACCCAUGAUACCGAGAAGCGUCUAUCAUGUGCACACGCUCUAGCAUCUCGCGGACAGUCUAAUCUCCAAACACUGGAGGAAGAAGGUUCCCUGAAUCCGAAUGAAAUUCAGGGGCAUAAGUGCGCUAAUGCGCCGUGUCUCGCUGUGUUGCCACCCCCGGUGAAGUUCAGUCGGGGUGCAGUCCAUCGAAUCGCUUGUGCCAUCGUGCGCAAGCUUCAGGCUGCCCAUGCCCUUCCUUGGUCCAUGUCACUCGCUGCUGACUCAAUUCGCUCACGUCAUACAUCGACUCGGUCCCAGUUUGGCGGUGCAAAUCGUAUCGAAUCGUGGUGCGCAUUCGACGCCGGUCGUUUUCCCCGUAGUGAACGCGACUCACUCAAUUACAAUGUUCCCGAAACCGAUGCGCGUUCUCUCAGUACACAGUAUUUCCCAAAACCCGUCAGUCUAAACGUCUCUAUGGCAUUUAACGUUCAAGAUUCUUCCCAGCGUCCGUUGCGUUCCUCGGACUCAAACAUGACCUCAACAGGCUUCGGCCGAUCGAUUGAACAAACCCCUGACGAUGAUCGAUUGGUUCCUUCCGUGCUAGUUGGACCGUCCCAGCAGACUUCGUUGCUCACAUCAAUGAUCAGUUUGGACUCUCAAACCAAUCUGUUAAUCGCCCGAGAACUUCGCGGUCUCCCAUUGGACAAUUCAACCAAAGAUUCCAUACUGGCUGCACUCCGCGCUGAACUCAGUCGACCAAAGUAUCGUUCGGAUUUGUUCCAUGCGGUUGGUGGUUACCGACUCUGCACCACAGACUGUGUGACUUCGCCAUAUUCUGCUAGAAACGUGGACCUUACGGAAACUGCACCUGUGGGUUCUCCGGUUAUUGUCACAGGUAAUGAGUUCGCACAGAUUACGCGUGAGCCUCGGAGAAAACUUCAAACAGCAUCAAAUAACGGGCUUUCGACAAACCCACAGUGUGUGAUUGCUGUGCGGCAAAGUGCGAAUUGUCAUCCUGCGGAUACUGAGGAUAAGCUUGGCGAAGUGAUGAGCUAUCUGCGUGAUAUGCUGAAUGUACAGUUUUUAUCGAAUGUAACAUUCCUAAUUUUGCUGCUGGCCUGUUCUCUGAAUAUGUUGGUUCUCCUGGUUCCGUUCUAUUAUUUGCCACUACUGCUGAGCAGCAAUCAAGGUCGAUGUGAUGACAGUAGGUCAUGUUCACCUCCAGGAGUUUUAUCCCACCCGAUAAGUCCUCUUGCUGACGACUCAGCGCCUUCACUCACCCAAGCGUCACCCAUCCCGAGCCCUCAAUCAGUCAUGCUUUCUAUCGGAUUGGCCAGUGUAGUUGGGCGCAUGCUUGCAGCUGUCUACAUAGAAAAAGGAGUCAACACUGGUCGUCAACUGUUCAAACGUUGCCGCUCUCUGAACGACCCAAUUAUGGUGAACAAUGUGUCUCUUAUUCUGUGUGGCUUAUCGCUUGCGUAUUUCCCAUGUGCUGUUCGUGGUAUUGCUUCGCUUCAGUAUGAGCCACAGAACACGGAGCUGGAAGCCGCUGAUGUCAUCUUACUAAGUGAACGCGCGGGAAAUUUUCGGUUGAUGUUGUUCCACAUUGCAGCGGUCAUAUAUGGAAUUACCAACGGUAUAUUCUUGUCACUACGUAGCCUGAUAUUGGUCGAUUUGUUUGGCAUCGGUCGGCUUACAAACGCGUUUGGCUAUCUGCUCAUCUUCCAAGGUCUAGCGAUCAUUUGUGGCCCACCACUGUUCGGUUACUUCUGUGAUUCUGCUUGCCAACGUCAUUUGAACAGCAAAGCGCCAGCACAAUCUACCGCAGAUGUCUCAAUGUGUGCCAAUCGUCUGUCGGUCAUUUUCUACCUAUGUGCUGCCACGUUCGUGCUUACCAGUCUCUUGUUUUUACCACUUCGGUGGCUGGCUCGCCACAACCUAUGCUGCCGCCUGGUCGCGACUCGCGGCGUCCCAGCGAAUAGUCAACAGACUGCCGACCAGGGUUACGCCCUGGAGUCUGCUGACUUGAACCCUCGGACAAUGUGCUACGAUCCACAGGAUACGCAAACGACGCACGUUUUUCCUGGGCUGGACGAGACGAAAGCUGUGCCCUGAAUGACCCCUACCCUUACGAUAUAUGGAAGAUACUCGUUUCCUUGGCCCUCAAUACAGUUUUUCAAAACCUGGCUGUCAUUUUCAUCCUAAUAUGCCAGAAUUCAUCAAGCACCGUUUUACCUGGUGGUCAGCCUUCCAUCGUUUUAUCACAACUUCCCAGAUUCACUGCAUUUCAUUCAUUCAUUCAAAUGUAACUUGUAUAUGAUCA
This is a messenger RNA of Opisthorchis viverrini, 3022 nucleotides long. RefSeq lists its product as hypothetical. The transcript has 11 exons. NCBI's taxonomy places the organism in Eukaryota, Metazoa, Platyhelminthes, Trematoda, Opisthorchiida, Opisthorchiidae. The record is from RefSeq and is a predicted model, not a curated record. Gene Ontology annotation, biological process: monocarboxylic acid transport. Gene Ontology annotation, molecular function: monocarboxylic acid transmembrane transporter activity. The coding region runs from base 34 to 2814 and encodes 926 amino acids.